AUGGAGGACCUGGAGUUCUCCUAUGACUGGGGUCUCGAGCUUUCACAACGCAUGUCCAUUCCGCGGGCGCUGCAGCUGGCGCGGCGGGCCGGGCAGCUGCACGCCGAUCAGGAAGCGGUCAAAGGCGAGCUGCCUAUGACGGAGCUGAUGGAUGCGCUGAACGUCCUGAAAGAUGCUUCCCACGAGGAGCGAGAAAGCAGAGCUCCGGAGGAGGCCUGCGAGGACUUCGACGGCCCGGCGCAGGAGCUGCAGCAGGUGCUUGCAGAGUUGGGCUACGGAGUGGAGGAGGAGCCAGCCUUUGGUGAUGAGGGAUUUGAAGACUCCAUCAGAGACCUGCAGGAGGCCCUGGCUUUGGUCACCGUGCCGCGAUAG
Molecule: messenger RNA, 372 nt
Organism: Effrenium voratum
Lineage: Eukaryota; Dinophyceae; Suessiales; Symbiodiniaceae
Source: the annotation of a GenBank genome assembly